This is a messenger RNA of Penicillium alfredii, 381 nucleotides long. RefSeq names its product L-PSP endoribonuclease family protein (Hmf1). Gene Ontology annotation, molecular function: deaminase activity. Bases 1 to 381 code for a protein of 126 amino acids. The transcript has 4 exons. Lineage: Eukaryota; Fungi; Ascomycota; Eurotiomycetes; Eurotiales; Aspergillaceae. Gene Ontology annotation, cellular component: mitochondrion; cytosol. The record is from RefSeq and is a predicted model, not a curated record.
AUGUCUGCCAACAUCUCCACCGUCUCGGCCAAGGAUGCUUGCCCGCCUGCGGGCCCCUAUUCCCAGGCUAUCCGUGCCAACGGCCAGGUUUUCGUUUCCGGCCAGAUCCCCGCCGACGCCUCGGGCAACCUGGUCGACGGGAGCAUCAGCGACAAGACUCAGGCCUGCUGCGACAACAUCAAGGCCAUCGUCACCGCGGCCGGCUCCAGCGUGCAGAAGAUUGUCAAGGUCAACGUCUUCCUCACCGACAUGGCCAACUUCGCCGAGAUGAACGCCACCUACGAGAAGUUCUUCACCCACAAGCCAGCGCGGAGCUGUGUCGCUGUGGCGCAGCUGCCCAAGGGCGUGCCCGUCGAGAUUGAGUGCAUUGCUCUGGAGUAA